UCCGGUUGGUUAGGCGGCGCUCCCGCCGCCUUCGUCUCGUUGCCUCCAGACUCGGCUCGGCUCGGCUCGCUCGGCUCAAUGAUUAAGGAGGCUCUUUCUUUGCUUCCGCCGUCUCUCUCUCGCCAUGUCGGUGCCGGAUCUGCGGCUGGAUCCUUCCAUUCGCUUCUGGAUUUUGCUGCCCGUGGCCUGGAUCGCGGUGGCUGUGGGGAUCCUGCGCCUGCGCGUGGCGAAGUUGCUGCGCGGCGAUCGCAAGCCGGCCUGGCCUGAGCAACGGCAAGACACGCAAAUUCUGACUCGCAGCCGCCUCUUGAGAGAAAAUGGACGGUUCCUAACUCACCAGGGUUUUCUUAUGCGUAAGCAUUACUUCAAUAAUUCUGAGAAUGGCUUCUUUCGCAAAACUAAACGCAAACUGCAGUCCCGAAACCCACUGACAGAUCCCACAGUGGUUACAGAGAUGAUGAAGGGCAACCUUAUUGAUGUUCUGCCCAUGAUUCUCAUUGGAGGCUGGAUCAACUGGGCCUUCUCUGGCUUUGUGGCUACUAAGGUUCCCUUCCCCUUGACCCUGCGAUUCAAGCCCAUGUUGCAGCGUGGAAUUAACCUGCCUUCCAUGGAUCCCUCGUGGGUGAGUUCGGCCUCCUGGUAUUUCCUCAACGUCUUUGGACUCCGCAAAAUAUACAAACAUGUUCUGAGAGAGGACCCUGAGCCAAGUCAGCUAUUGCUCGAAGUUCAGUUCAUGGGCCCAGAUAUUCCUGCUCCACCAGAUCCCAACAAGGCCUUCAAAGCUGAGUGGGAAGCCUUGGAAUUGGUCUCUCACCGCUGGGCACUUCAGGAUGUUGAAGAACAGCUGAUAUCACAGGACCUCAAGUUGACUGGGAUGUCCAGUCCAGAUUGAGCUCUAUCAGUCCACUCUGGAGUACAGUCCUACGGGAUGACAGUGCCCAGAGAUACUCUGUUCAUCACUAUGAAUUGGUGGCCAAGGAUCACCUAUUGUGCAUGGUUUGCUAAAGUUGUGAAGCUGUGCUUGAUUUAAAUGGCAAAAGGUACUGACAGCGCUGAAAAUCAAUGAUCAGCAGUCUGAUCAGGAAAUGGUAUUAGAAAACUUGUGAAGAGCUAAAGCAUGGAAUAGUGUCUUCUGCCAUUUCCUGAUGUGCAGCAAGAGAAAAAAAAUGUGAUAAAUGUAUUUGGAGGCUUCAGGUAGAAAUUUAAUGUAUAUGGUAUUGCAGAAUACUGGGUAAUAAACCAAGGUAGCUGCAACUUUUCCUGAUCAAUUGGUAUUUGUUUAGGGACAGAUUAUAAGAGGUGCUAAAUAGAUCCUCUGUCAGCUUUGGAAGCCAUACUAGGCCCGAAGGCUUCCACACGCUGCCACAUUCUCCUCUGUGGGAAAGGAGAGGAGGUAAUGUCAAGGUUCCAGUAAACCCCUCCUGCAGAAAAGACUCCUAAGCCAACAUCUUUCAAAGUUUUUUUACUAGCAUA
Ahaetulla prasina is the source of this 1473-nucleotide messenger RNA. RefSeq names its product ER membrane protein complex subunit 3-like. Gene Ontology annotation, biological process: protein folding in endoplasmic reticulum. Lineage: Eukaryota; Metazoa; Chordata; Lepidosauria; Squamata; Colubridae. Bases 125 to 892 code for a protein of 255 amino acids. The record is from RefSeq and is a predicted model, not a curated record. Gene Ontology annotation, cellular component: membrane; EMC complex. The transcript is spliced from 8 exons.